AUGUUUCGGUUACACUUCGCUCUCCUCGCCUUAGCAUGGGCGCUGCUGCAGAUCGAUCUCAUACGGAUACCCCUCCCGCAAGCAUACGCCUCGCCAACCCCAACCAAGAAGCAUUGGAAGAGCCAGCGGCCCGAGAGCUCCUACGCGCGGCGCAACUUCGAAACCAUCUCACGCAUCUACAACCUGACAGUCUACCCCAACCAACUGCCCAUCUUCCAGGCCGGCGGCGUGGGCGUCCCGAAAGGCCUGUUCAGCGCCAACCCCGUCGGGCGGGUCGACCCGGUCGGCACCUUCACGGAUUUUGAGCACUCGAUCGAGUACUUCUUUGCCCUCUCCCCACUGCCCGAGGCCAACCCGGUCAGGGCGGCCAUCACCGGGUACCAGAUCACCGAGUUCAGUUCGCAGUGCCGCAACGUGGCGGCCUCGAUCGUCUACCUGUACUGCAGCGUCGUGAACCCGGGCAGCCCCGACCACGGCAAGCCGCUGCCGCCACUGAAGCAGGUGGCCUUCUGGCGUUUCAACAAGUGCGGCGCCGUGAAAAAGUAUGACGCCUGGAUCCCCAACCUCAACAGCUGGUUCGAGGCCACCACGGCCUCCUACGUGACCGACCCUGUCUUCCGCAAUGCGAGCAUCGAGCAGAUCUGCGGCGCCACUCAGAUGAGGUGCCAAGGGCCCAACGCGCAGUGGAGCAGCGUCGGGGAGUGCGUGGCCGCGCUGUCUCAAAAGACGUACGGCUCGUAUGACGAAGUGUGGGGGGACAACAUCGUGUGUCGCAGCAUCCACUUGGUGCUCACCCAGGUGCGGCCUGACGUUCAUUGCCCCCAUGUUGGGCCGACGGGUGGCGGGAAAUGUGUCGACGUCGCGUAUCCCAAGAACUAUUUUUCUGACGAGGCGUUGUAUGGGCAGCCGACGGGGGAGACAUUUAUGUGCGAUUAA
Molecule: messenger RNA, 936 nt
Organism: Parathielavia appendiculata
Lineage: Eukaryota; Fungi; Ascomycota; Sordariomycetes; Sordariales; Chaetomiaceae
Exons: 2
Coding region: 1-936 (311 amino acids)
Source: RefSeq, a predicted model, not a curated record